AUGAUGGCUCCACACCAGGGUCAUCAGCCCAAGCGACACGGAGGAGGAUACGUCCCAGUUGGCGCCAAAUAUCAGCCUCGGUAUCAGUCCCGUACAGGGGAAAACACCGGCAAUUCGAAUGAACCGUCUCAGGAUUUCGCCGUUUCUGAGAAACCUAGGACCUUUCCCAUCCAGCGUGGUAGCCAUGGAGGAAGCUAUAUUCCUGGAAGGGGUAAAGAGACCCCGUGA
Messenger RNA from Aspergillus tubingensis, 228 nucleotides. RefSeq lists its product as uncharacterized. Bases 1 to 228 code for a protein of 75 amino acids. NCBI's taxonomy places the organism in Eukaryota, Fungi, Ascomycota, Eurotiomycetes, Eurotiales, Aspergillaceae. The record is from RefSeq and is a predicted model, not a curated record. The transcript is spliced from 2 exons.